AAAGACGCAGCGAUGAUGCAGAUAGACAUGCAGGCAGGGGAGAAAUCUGGGAAUUAAAACAAUGCGAGGAAGUCAAACUGAACACGGGAACACAAACUGAGGAAAGGUUAUGUUGAGCUAGACAGACACAGCUGUAGAAUGGUAGCAAUUUAGACAAAACCUCAUCACCAGCGAGCAGCAAACUGGAAUUUUGUAUAUAUAAAACAGUCUGGUUUUAGACGGCAAUAAGGAACUUCUCUCGCCCCCUGAUGCCCGCUCCGCACCCCCUUAAAACGUGUUGAGCAGACUGCGGAUUAAAAAAAAAAAAAAAAAAAAAAGAAGCCGGUGGAUCAACUUCCGCUAGAAAAGUUUGAACAGCAGAGCGCGGAGCCAGGGCAGAGCGUCUUGGGAACUGGGUCUCUCUGGAUGGACACGGCGGGCACAAAGAGGACUAACUCCGGACUGAAGCCACUACCGGGCGGCUUGCUGCUCUGGGUCUUUGUAGGGGGUUGUCUGGCGGAGUGUGAUGUGUGCAGCAGGUACUGUUGCGAGGGCUCUCCUCCCUUCUGCUGCUCCUACUAUGCUUACAUCGGCAACGUCCUCUCGGGCACUGCCAUCGCAGGGAUCGUGUUUGGCAUCGUGUUCCUGAUGGGAGUGAUCGCGGGUGUGGCCAUCUGUAUCUGCAUGUGCAUGAAGAGUGGGCGGAGCUCCCGCGUGGGCGUCUUCAGGACAGCUCACAUCAGCACCAUCGGGGGCUAUCCGGCGGCACCCCCUCCUUACAACUAUGAGUUCGAGAUGGAUUACCAUGCCGACCUGCCACCUCCCUACACCCCCACUCCUCCCAGGACUGUCCCCUACUCUCCCCCUCCACCCUACCCAGGAUACUCAAGGAAAUAGACCCCCUCCCCAGCUGUACACCUCUCGCACUGUACGCUGAAGAGGACUACCAGAAGACAGCACAUCCCCAUGGUGGGUCGAACUGAGCACUGAGAAAUCAUACCUGGGCCUCGUGAGGGGCAAGCAGACAGCUUAAAGACUAGUCUAUUCCACAUAUUGGAAGGCAUUUCAAAUGUAAAUCAAUGCGUAAUUAGUGAGUUUCCAUUAUGAAUGUAUUGACCUAUCAUAAACCCUAUUACUGCUAAGAGAUGUGUUUGGUUACGGGUGUGGCAUUAAGAAUGAGCUUCUUUUGUAGGUAGUUCUGUCACCAGCAAUUUUGGGAAUGUGGAAAAUGCAGAUGUCAGAUGAAGAUACUUAGUAAGACCGAGCUAGGGAUAUGUCCGUUUCACAGAAGUCAGAGGGAGGUAAAGACUUGACAUGUUUAAUUUAAUUUUAGAAUGGCAUAAUAAUGUGCAUUCUAGCCACAGUGCAACCCCCUGCAGUAAGGAGCAGUGAAUGGAUUUGCAUAUGUAUUGCUCCUUGAAGUAAUAUGCCUGAAGCUGAAGCCCCAGAAACAAGGAAUUGAUGUGGAAUUGAUUACUUAACAAAUAAAGUAGUAGACAUGUAGUUAAUCAUAUGACCACUUUUUAUCCAUACACACCUUGAAAGUUUUAGAUCAGCACGGUUAUUUCUGAGGUCUCAAGUUGCUCUUGCACAGUUCUGUGUGGAAAACAUCAGUGUUGGAAGAAUUAGUGUUCUAAUAUUCUGUAUAUAAUCACGUGCACAUUAUGUCAAAAAAAGAUUCAAUACAUUUAUAAUGCUGCAGCAAAACAGCAGUUUUGUGCAUCGAAGUUGUUCAAAACAGUUUUGUGUAAGCAGUUUUGAUUAGCAACAAUUCACUGAAUGUUUUGGGUUUUGUUAUUUAAUAUUAAUGCUGGAUUGACACGUUGUAUAAAAUGUUUACUUGAUCUGGUGUUUCAACACAAUUGCAAAAUAAUGUAUUGUUUUAGUAGGAAUCUUGUUUCUGAAGUUCAGGGGCACAAGGAAAGAACAAAAACAUAUUCAGAGUGAUAUUCAUGCUGAUGAACACUGCUAUAGAAUAUGGCAUGUAUACAAUAACAUGGGAACCGUACUGUAUUGUUUUAUAAUUAUUAUUGCUAAAACACUGAAAAAUGUGAUGCACGUGGUUUGCACUGACUGUGUAUUGGCUAUUGACUUUGAGGUUAGGUAAUAAUCUGGCUUUAGUCUGAGCAAUUUGCUGUAAACUAAGUAAUGAAGAUGUCUCCUGCUCUAAAAUAUUCAGAUAGAUUGCAGUGGGCUACAUAAUUUUGAUUUUUUUUUUGUUUGUUUUGUUUUUAGGCUUUAAUAUAAUAAUCCUUUGCUUUGAAAACUAUGCAAGAGAAAUGUUCUGUGAAUGGUAAAAACUGUAAUUGGCUAAAAAGAGAUGUGUGAUCUAUGGACUAAAGAUGGACAGUUCUGCUGAAUGAAUGAAUGCAAAAUGUUCAUCAUAAUAUUCCCGCAUUUUUGUUGCCAUACAAUCAUAAGACCCUCCGCAGCAGUCUUGGCUCACGCUGAAGGAUUGCCUGAGCUUGACUGUCUCUGUGGCAGAGUUGCCGUUCUUAUCUGCGUUCUUCCCAGAAAGGCAUCUAUAGAAGUUAACCUUCUGUCAUGAACACAGGAUUGAUAACUAUGUGUAGAGAGAGAGAGGGAGAAAGCAAAGCCUUAAUUUCUGUUGAACCAGCUUGUGUUGUUUCUAAGCAGCAUGAUGGAGAAUGUCUUGAGUCUUGGUUUUGUUUAAAGAUCGAUGGGACUGCAGAUGUUUUACAGCUAUGAUUUGAAUACCCAGAUUUUUAUUAUUAUUAUUAUUGUCUCAUAACAUACCAGAUUAGAUAACAGAAAUGACCUUUGUAAUUGUUUUAACAGUUGAAAAUAUUUGAAGGACUGAAAGUUUAGAAUGUACAUUGAGAAUAUAUUCAGCAGACCAAAGUGAUUUGAUUGUUGUACCUGAGAUAAGCACAAAUGCUGAAUCAAUAAAAUCAAAUAAAAAUGUG
This is a messenger RNA of Polyodon spathula (Mississippi paddlefish), 2906 nucleotides long. RefSeq names its product cysteine and tyrosine-rich protein 1-like. The transcript is spliced from 4 exons. The record is from RefSeq and is a predicted model, not a curated record. The coding region runs from base 406 to 876 and encodes 156 amino acids. NCBI's taxonomy places the organism in Eukaryota, Metazoa, Chordata, Actinopteri, Acipenseriformes, Polyodontidae.